AUGAUGGAAUUUCCAGUGGUUCGCCGGAAAGCGAACACAUAUGGGAAAGGCGCACGGAAGGUUCGAGUGCAUGACCUUUUCGACGUCGGGGCGCAACCGUUGUUCGAGUCAACAAAAUCAACUGAGCGCCAUGCGCCCACGCCAACUGCACCCAGCCAGGACAACUAUAUAUCUCAGAAUAGCGAAGAAAUCCAUGGAAGAGCUACGCUGGUAGAUGAGACGCGCGAGACAAAGGAGGAUGCCAUAGCUACCAGGCCAUCAAUCCCGCCAUCGAGUGAUCCCUCCGCUACAUUCGACAUCCAGUCUUCGGAGGACGACUCGGGCAAGCUCAAAUCGAACCGACUCUCGAAGAAGAGGAAGAUAGUCACCGUCGGUCCAACCGGGUAUGAUGUAUUUUCAAGUACGACAGGUGACACAAAAGUCGCAAUGCACAAGGUCAAAGGUGCACAGGACUUGGUGAAAAAUGGAAGACCGAAAACGCUGCAACACGAGUCAGCAAAUGUUAGCGGGAUGGCUGGACGUACGAAGCCAGACAAGUCACCGCCUACAGCCAAAAGACUUGGUAAAGCUGGCAUAAAGAGCGUUGUAAGACGUGCAUCUGCAAGCAAAACAGUGUCUUCAGUUAGUGUUGUCGUUCCUAAAACAUUCCAACGCAGAGAGCUUCGGACAAGCAGCGGCUCCUCUGCAGACAUGUCGGAUGCUUCCAAUCACUCGGGUGUGUCUGGACGAAGCACUCCGAAGAGACAGCGGGUUGUGUCAGAUGGAGGCGUGGCUUCUCCCACUCCUAGUGAUCUUCAUCUGACUGCAUUGCGGUUGACCCCCGGUUCUGGUUCACAGAGAUCGCAUUCUCUGUCAGAUGAUGAGGAAAUGAGAGAUGUUCCCGUUGCGACUGCGUCAACAGGUCGCGCAAGACUGAUCGAUCGGCUGGAUGCUCCUCGGACACAGAGUACAAGGAAUUUGUCGACUCAGGUACCGGGCCUUCAGAAGGAAGUAUCACAACCUCUCAAGGAGCCUGCCAUCAAAACUGCACCGUCCAAGACUUUAGUCCGGCCAGCGCUUGAGAAGCAAACGUCCAGUCAAUCAGUUGCCGCUUCAGGACGAAUACGAGCCACUUACGCGAAGCAAAGGUCCUAUCUGAGCGAUAUGGUCGAUAGCCUGGACAGCGACCUGCCCGCUUCUACUAGCCAGGCAUCCUCGCAGCAGAGCCAUUCGCAGGCCUUGUCCUUCACAAGCGGGAUAACGCCAAUGGAGAUGGACCUAGAAGACAGCGACGACGCUGACACCGGCAGUCGGAUCAAGAGUAUUCACGAGUUGCGUCGUGGUGGAGCAGUCAGGAAAUUUGACCUAGAGCUUCAGACCAUUCUCGAAGACGUUGAAUCAACAACGAAGUCACUCCGAGUUACUGGCCUACUGCAGCUUGCCGAUAAAUUGGACGAACAGAUGUUCUUGCGACAUUUCCAAGACUCUGGCAACUUUCAACGCUUGAUAGACUGCGUCAACGACAGCCUCGAUGAAGUCAGUGCCUUGUUUGUGGCGUUAAUUUUCCAGUCGGUGGUUUCGGCGGAAAGCUCAUCCCCGAGAGUUUUGUUACAGGUAUUGGACGCGCUCUACAGGCUACCUCCACGCUUUCUCUCCGAGACGCGUUCAGUGUCCAGGCUUGCGAAAGACCGAAGUCAGAACCUCUCCAAGCUGUUGGCCAACGAUAUCGCGGACUUUGAAAAAAGAUGGGUUAAGGAUUUAGGGCAACCCUCCUUGGAUGUGGACAGAAUCUUCCUUGGUGCUAUUGAAUCUGCUCAGCGCAAACUCAUCAGCCUCAAAGAGCCGCUCCCGAGACUGCCACGGAAACUGGUGACUGAGGUGGUGUCCCAAUUCACAAAGCCGCAAGAGGACAUUACUGCAGGUGCAACAUCCCGGCAAAUUGGGGCCACCCGACUCUUGCUUUCCUUUCUGGAAAUUGCUUGUGCGAACAAUGAGCUUGCUGGCUCUCGCUUUCCAACUUCCCGUCUCCACGAACUGGGACAAGCCGUGGCGAGCACCAUGAGAGAAGUUCGUCACUCUCAUCCUGAGGUGGAGCACUCGUGCCUUCGACUGAUCGUCAGUCUGAGCAAUAACGAGGCGGAGGUCUGUGAGGCUUUGAGCAAGGGCAACGUUGUCGACGCUGUUUUCCAAGUGGUUGACGAACAUUUCUUGACACUCGCGCGGCUUGCAGUCCUUGAGAAAGAGUUCGACAACUCCAGACUUGAAUCCGUGAUCCUUGCUGUCGGCUGCCUCCUUAAUCUCGCCGAAUGCGCAGAUGCGGCUAGGGUGAAGAUGCUGGUUCGGGACUCAGGUGGAACGAGCCUAGUCCACCGACUCAUCGACAUAUUUAAUCGCCAUGUGAAUCAAGCGACCGAGGCGUUGACCAUGGAUCAAACGCAGAUACUUGUCGCCUUCGGUUACAUAUCCGCGUUGCUGUGCACAUUGUGCCUCAACCGCGCCGCCCGCCGAAGGAUCUCCAAACAUAUCAAGGGAGAGGGCCUAUCGCAACUGUUCGGUGCUGCGGACACAUUCCUCCAGCAUCUACAAACAGUUGAAGCGGCCCUCGAGGAUGGGGAAGGCUCGUCAGUAGGAUUUACUGCGCGGUUCACCACGGUGCUCGAAACUGUUAAAAAGCAAAAUGUAUGA
Cladophialophora yegresii CBS 114405 is the source of this 2664-nucleotide messenger RNA. RefSeq lists its product as uncharacterized. The transcript has 2 exons. NCBI's taxonomy places the organism in Eukaryota, Fungi, Ascomycota, Eurotiomycetes, Chaetothyriales, Herpotrichiellaceae. Bases 1 to 2664 code for a protein of 887 amino acids. The record is from RefSeq and is a predicted model, not a curated record.